Messenger RNA from Haplochromis burtoni (Burton's mouthbrooder), 1015 nucleotides. RefSeq lists its product as uncharacterized. Lineage: Eukaryota; Metazoa; Chordata; Actinopteri; Cichliformes; Cichlidae. The record is from RefSeq and is a predicted model, not a curated record.
GAGCUGUUGACCACAUCGUGAGUGGAGUCCAGCAAUAUCAGGCCCUGUUAGGAGCACCUGAAACAACAAAUGACUGAGAGACAUUCUGGGGACCUGGAUCAACUAAAGAUGAUGCAAUGGGGGUAUUUGACCAGUGUGUUGACCCUUUCAUUCAAAUUGCUUCCACCCAUUUGCAGGACAAGACCAUCAAAGAACUGUUAAAACCAGUUGAACCAGAGAUUAUUGUUGCAAAACAUACAGUAUGUUAUGUGAAGUGUCGUAGCCUGGGUCUUUUGACCCAGCCUUUUGUGUUUCUUAUUAUUAUUAUUAUGUAUUCUGGUUGAGACUUUCUAGUUCGUUCUGCAUCUUGUCAUUCCCGGCCUGUGUGUUUCCUCUGUGUAAAGCCCGUGUUUCUUAGUCUGUGUUUUUGCGUGUGUGUUGAGUUUCCUGUCUCACUGUGAAGGUCUGUGUCCUGUGUCAGUGUAUUCAGUUUGCAUCAUCCCUGUCUCGUCAGAUUCAUCAGGUUCAGCUGUGUGUCCCUCCUGUGUGCAGUCUCCUCGUUUCCCUCUGUGUGUAUUUAUAGCAUGUGUCCUCUUGUGUGCGUUACUGGUCCGUCUGUGUCCCUCCAUGCUGUUCUUCCUGCUUGUCGGUCUUCGUGUUACCUCCGCGCUCCAUCCUCUCGUGUUCAGGUUUGUAGUUUAGGUCUUAGUUUUUCCUGUUUAGAUUAUUUCUGAGUUCUGCUUCCGCUUUUGGUUGUAUGUCACUCUCCUUAAAGCCCACUUACAUCUCAGUCAGUGCCUGCGCUUUGGGUCCUUCAUUCAUACCUCACACGGCUUUCCCCGCAAACAGUGACAUGAAUAGUGGAGACUCCAGAGUUCUUGCCGUUAAGGACCAUUGUUUUCAUUAUAUACCGUUGGUGAAAAGUUUAGAGCAGCUGCUAUCACAGCCAAGAAUGCUUGCAGUGAUUGACGAGGUACAAGAUAGGUACAAGAUGGCGCCGAGUAUGGCAGCCUCGUCGCGAGCUCCCCCAAGCAAC